AUGCGCACCCUGCCGGGAACUACAGGCUGGACCUGGGCCUGUGUGCGGACAGGGCCACGCUGCGCACCCUGCUGCGGCAGGCUGAUCAGCGAUACCCAGAGGCAAGCCACCGCCAUGUUUGACUCCAAGUCAGCAAGGCCCAGCAUAGAGAGGGACUCACGGGGCAAUUGGCUGGUGCCUUGCUCUGGGCUUUGCAACGUCACCUAUUCGCCGCCUCUGUCAGACGCCAGCCAUCGGCGCCUGAAAGAGGCAGAAGCGGAAAUGCACAAGGCGGAAGUAGAUGCACUCCAGGAGCUGCCGCCCCUGCCCCGGAAGACGCACGUGCGAAUUGGAUCUAGGUGCUCGCGGCUAGAGCUGGAUGUAGGGGAUUUGGAGAUCGCCAAGAGCAAGUCAAGGGGACCCAUGGACAAUGGCAUGGGCCACCACGGCUCCAUGGCCUUUCCCAUGGAAGGACUGCCAGCAAAGCUGCUGCCCUUAUUGGAAGAGAAGCCGCAGAUCCCUCCUGGCUUACCAGGCACACCAGAAGGUGACUGGCGGGAGGUGUCAGAGCUCAUCCAGGACUGUCGAAUCAAGGUGCCACCUGCUCGCUUUCAACUCAUUACGCAGGGUUUCAUGAUGAACAUCACGGAUGAGGAGCGCUUCCGCUUCGCGCGGGCUUUGGCCAAAGAGCUGUGGUGCACUGAGGAGCAGGUAAAGAUUUUGCUGAGCAGCCGAGCUGAGCUGGCGACGCAGCUGGUCAUGGUGCUGUUCCCCUGCAUUAGUAGUCGGAAGCAGCAACUUGCGCUGCUUCAGCAAAUUGAACCGCCUCAGAUACCCAAGGUGCGGGCUGCGAUCCAGAGCCUGCUCUGGUUUCAGGACACCAAUCCCACUGGCAGCUACAACCUGGACUUGUCCUCGCCUGCGGAUUAUGCGCUUGCAGAGGCUUGCUUGCUGGUCAACGCCUGGGAGUCUGAGUCGGCACGCAGCGCGGGGCGGCCGGACGUGUCUCAGUCAGGGAAUGGCGAGAUGAUCCGCAAUGAGGCGUACAACGACGUGCCCUUCGUGUACUCCAAGGACUGGAUGCUCCCCAGCCGGGGCUGGCUCCGCUUCGACUAUUCCUCGACACGGCGCCCGCCGCCGGAUGCCAGCAACAUGACGGAGGUCUCUGAGAUCACAAGGCUCUUGCGGAACAAGGAGCUGCCGAGCCAGUCCCGGCUGCAGGCGCUACGGGCAGCCUCGGUACACAUCUUCAUCUCCAGCAACCAGUGCCGAGCCCUGGUGCAGUGUUUUGCGGCUGCGCCAGAGUGCUCGUCGGCGGAUGCAGUGAGCGGCGGCUCCGACGAGUCGCCGGACCGCCAGGAGGCCUUCUGCAUCCUUCACACGCGCGUGGUGGACCGCGAGCGAAUGCUUGGCCCGGAAGUUGUGUACUCGCCGGUGGUGGUCACGCAGAUCGGCAUGUCCCAGCGUGGGGGUGCCGUGAUGGUUCGCGGGGGCAUGUUCAAGACCGGGGAUCUGGAGAUGAAGAGCACUGAGGCGCAAAUGCCCGCCAUGGUGGCGGCAGCCUUGCAAGGGGCGCAUGGCACUGCCAAGGGAGCCACGGGCCGGAGAGGUGGCCUGGCAGUGGAUCAGAAAUUUCAGAUUCCCGCAGACCCGAACUCGGCCUACUACAACUUCCUUAUCGUCUUUAAGGAGCAGGACGUGCUCGCCUUGUACCGCCGGUUGGGAGUCCUCCACCUGCUGAACCCCUACAAGCCCGAGGUGCUUCGAAUGCCGGUGGAUCUGAGCAUCUACGAGCAGCACCGAGUGGUCGACUUUCUGGUGCAGCUUGCUAGCGCUGAGACCGGCAGUCGCGUGCUUUGCUGGCUGGACGGCAUGCAGGUCGCGGUGCCUGCCUCCUGGGGCGACAAGGGCGUUCCCCGAACGCGCGCCUUUGUCACGGUCUCGUACGAGGGCCACAACAAUUUGUUCAUGGCGCGGCAGGCACUUGCUGAGCAGUUCUGCAUCGGCUUUCUCAAUCUGAAAUAG
This is a messenger RNA of Effrenium voratum, 2004 nucleotides long. Lineage: Eukaryota; Dinophyceae; Suessiales; Symbiodiniaceae. The record is from the annotation of a GenBank genome assembly.